Messenger RNA from Kwoniella shivajii, 2109 nucleotides. RefSeq lists its product as uncharacterized. Gene Ontology annotation, cellular component: actin filament bundle; cell junction; actomyosin contractile ring. Gene Ontology annotation, biological process: actin cytoskeleton organization; actin filament bundle assembly. Lineage: Eukaryota; Fungi; Basidiomycota; Tremellomycetes; Tremellales; Cryptococcaceae. Gene Ontology annotation, molecular function: actin lateral binding. The transcript is spliced from 16 exons. The record is from RefSeq and is a predicted model, not a curated record. Bases 1 to 2109 code for a protein of 702 amino acids.
AUGUUAUCACCUGUACUCAUGGAAAGACGUAACUCUCAACAUACAUUAGCAAAUUCAGGUGCGAAUGGAUCAUCGUCUUCGACUGGAUAUUCAGAUAGGAUGGGACAUGGUCGUACGAAAUCAUUAGGAGCUAUCAAUUUCGGCAAUCCACCUGGAAGUCCAAAACCCAUAGGUAUAUCAAGUCCGACAGUAGGCAAUGGUCAUGGUAGUUCAGAAUAUGAAUGGGCUGAUAUUCAAGCUAGAACGUUUUGCAAGUGGCUCAAUAAACAACUUGAAAGUCAAGGGCUAGAUCCUAUGAUAGAUCUAGUAAGGGAUUUCUCAAACGGUGUGAAGCUUAUUCAAGAAAUAAUGUCGGAAGAAUCUCUAGGACGAUACGUCAAGAAACCAACGAUGAGAGUACAGAAAUGUGAAAAUGCAGCAAAGGCAUUGAAUUUCAUAAGGAGCAAAAGUAUCAAAUUGACUAAUAUCGGUCCGGAAGAUAUUGUUGAUGGUAAUCUGAAACUAAUAUUAGGAAUGAUAUGGACUUUGAUUUUGAGAUUCACCAUAGCCAGUAUAACUGAAGAAGGUCUAUCAGCAAAAGAUGGCCUUUUACUUUGGUGUCAAAGGAAAACAGCACCUUAUAAUCCUGAAGUAGAUGUACAGAAUUUCAAGAAGAGUUUUGCAGAUGGUCUAGCUUUAUGCGCACUGAUACAUCGACAUCGACCUGAAUUAUUAGAUUAUCAUUCAUUGGAUAAAACGGAUAAGAGGGGAAAUACGGAAUUAGCGUUUAAAGUAGCUGAAGAGAGACUUGGUAUUCCACGCUUAUUAGAAGUAAACGAUCUAUGUGAUGUAGAAGUUCCAGAUGAGAGAUCGGUCAUGACUUAUGUAGCAGAGUUCUUCCAUAAGUUCUCGAGCGAAGACAAAGCUGAGACAGGAGCUAGGAGAGUGGAGAAAUUUGCUGAGUUGAUGCAGGGUCUUUGGACAAACAAAAACGAUUUCGAGCGACGAAUGAAUGCCCUAUUAUCCUCUCUCGACUCGACACUACAUUCAUGGUCAAUAACACCUCAAUCUACAACAUAUCCAGAAGCUAUAUCACAUUUGAACAGAUUCAACGAAUAUAAGAAGACGACUAAACGAGGCUACGUGAAAGAGAGACAAGAAUUAGCAGCGUUAUACAGUAAUAUACAAACGAAAGUCAAAACGUAUGCGCUGAGAUCUUGGGAACCGACACCUGGACUAAGAUUGGAAGAUCUGGAGAAGAGCUGGCAGGAGUUCUUGAUUGCUGAGACAGGGAGAAGUAGGGGUAUCAACGCGACCAUCAGGGACAUCAAAGACGCUUUAAGGAAAAAUUUCGCUAGAGCCGCCGAAGACUUUGUGCUAAGACUACAACAGAUAGAGCAAGCUAUUGGCACUCUAAGAGGACCCUUACCCGACCAAAAGCAGACUUUAACCAAACUCUCAUCCUCAAUUCCCUCACUCCAUCAUUCCCUCACGACCACAAUCGCGGAUAUCAACAAUGGCUGCCUAGAAGCCAAAGUGGAAGAAAACGAUUACACCGUUUUGACGUAUGACGAUUUACAAUAUGAGUUGGAACUGGCAGAAGGUGGAGUGAAGAAGAAGAUCGCUUUUGUGGAUAACCAGAUGGUUUCUGCACAACAUACGAAUGUCACCCCUGCUAAAUUGGAAGAAUUCGAAGCUACUUUCAAGCAUUUCGCGCACGAGGAAAGCAACACACUUGAAGUAUGGGAAAUGCACGCUGCUUUAGCUUCUUUAGGUAUCGUUUAUGCGGAAGAAGAGAUCGCCAUAAUAUAUACAGAGUUGCAACAGAAAUUUGGUCAGAUCACUUAUGAAGCUUGGUUGGAUCUCCUUGUCGAUCUCACCAAAGAUGACGCUUCUUCUCCUGAACAGCUGAGAGAAGCAUUCAGAGGUAUGGCAGCAGACAAGCCUUAUGUCACGGACAUCGACUUUCAAUACGCUCAAUUACCAAAAGAAACGGUCAGAUUCCUUGUGGAGAUUAUGCCGGAAGAGAGAAACCCUCCUCCACUGCAAGAAGGUCAAGAGAGACCGGUUGGUAAUGGUCAAAGGGCGUUUGAUUAUCACGCUUUCCUAGAAGAGUCUUUCACAUCCUAG